Tetrahymena thermophila SB210 is the source of this 1740-nucleotide messenger RNA. RefSeq lists its product as hypothetical. Gene Ontology annotation, cellular component: nucleus. NCBI's taxonomy places the organism in Eukaryota, Ciliophora, Oligohymenophorea, Hymenostomatida, Tetrahymenidae. The transcript is spliced from 7 exons. Gene Ontology annotation, molecular function: protein binding. The record is from RefSeq and is a predicted model, not a curated record.
AUGUAGUCGAGUGCUGGUGGAGGAAUUAUAUUGAAAUAAUAGAGGGAAUUGGUUGCUUAUCCUCUUAAGUAUAAAGAUUUAGGAUAGGUGAAGUUACCUAAAAUUAGAUAUAGAAAAGGAGCAAAGCUAACAAAAAAUCCAUAUAAAAUUAAAAAAAUUCCAUUUAUAGAUGAUAGCAAAAGACCAAAGCGUAUUUUGGACGGUUAUGCUAUUUUAGAUGAAGCUAAAUGCGAAUUCCCAAAUGAUGUUAUUAAGAUAAAAUUAUCAAAAAAAAACAUGGUUUAGACAAAAGUAGAGGAUUUAGGGUGGUUUAUUUAUUUAGUUGAUUUGGAUAUUAGUGAGAAUGAACUAUUUUUAGAGGAUUUUAUUUAUUUGAGUGGAUUGUAAACAUUAAAUAUUAGUGCUAAUAAGAUUGAUACAGUUAAGCUAACUGAGAAUCAUACAUUUAAGAAUUUAGAAAUUUUAGAUUUGUCUUUUAAUCAUCUUAGCAUUGACUCUAUUACAUCAUUAGCAUUCAUUCCAUAAUUAAAAAAACUAUCUUUAGAAUGUAACGAUCUUAGAGCACUUCCUGAAACAAUGAGUAAUUUUUAAAAUCUUGAAGAAUUCAACUUAAGUGGGAAUCUCUUUGAAUCAGAUCAAAAUGCUUCUAAUUUAUGGUUUACUCUGGCCUCAAUAAAGAAGCUAAAAAAGUUAGAUUUAUCAAGAAAUAUUUUGAGAGGUAUUCACACUGAGAGACUUGUAGCAGGAAACUUUAUGUCUUUGCAAAUACUUGAUUUUUCUUACAACGCCGUAGAGAAUCAACAUAACUUAAUUUGUGCCAGAAACUUCAGAAAUUUGUAAAAAUUAAUAAUUACUGGAAAUCCAUUUUCAAUUAAAAAUGAGCAUAAAGGGCUAGAAAUGGAAGUAUAUGCAAGAACUGGUGCGAUUGUUGUAAAUGAGGAGAUUGAUAAAUAUUACUUAAAACCUAAAACUGACAAGAAUCGCUUUAAAAUAAAGUUUGAUAACAUUAGAAGAAUAGAGUAAGAUGAUUUCUCGAAAUAAAGAAACUACUUUUUAGGUAUUGAAAUGCCUUAGCCGAAUGAAAUAUAAGAAUAGGAGUAAAAAACAGAUGAGGAGUAGGAAGAAGAAUAAGAAGAGUAACAAUAAGAGGAGCAACAAGUUUAGGGAGAUAAUUAAGAGGAAUAAGUGAUGUUCAUUACAGAAGAUCCUAAUAUUGCUCCUGCACAUAAAAAAUCAUAGAAGAGUAUGGAAUAAAAUUAAAAAGCUAGUUAGAAUUCUCAACAAUUUUAGUAGCCUCAAUAGUCUAUUUAGUCUUAAGCAUCUGGUUCAGUAGCCAAGACAAAUAGCAUGAAUUACGAUGAGUUUAUUGAAGCUGCCAGAGAUUAGCUUGGAGACAUAAAAGAAUACGACUAGCACUAUGAUUUAAAUACUGCAUAUAAAACACUUAAAAAUAUGAUAAAAAGGCCAGAUAACUUUGAUUAAAGAGACUUAGAUGAACCAAAUUAUCUCAAGCCUACAGCAACUAUAUAAAGAUAUAAGUUUAAAGAACAACAAUCUUAAUUAGUUACUGCAGACCAAAUGGAAAAAUAUGAAAAAAGAAAAUCAAGUAUAGGAAAUAGUCAAGAUAUAUCUAAAUUAAAUAAGAAUAAUGCUUAACAAAGGUAAAACACAGAAGAGCAAAAGCUCAAAACAAAGCUUUCAUCUGAUGAAGUAGUUAAAGAUAUUGCAAGACUUUUUUGA